Molecule: messenger RNA, 744 nt
Organism: Penicillium salamii
Lineage: Eukaryota; Fungi; Ascomycota; Eurotiomycetes; Eurotiales; Aspergillaceae
Source: the annotation of a GenBank genome assembly
AUGAAUUCUGAGUCAUACAGGGAGUUAGACGGCGAACCAUCAAAGAGCAGUCUUGAGCCUGCCGUCCUCUUUUUGUCGGGCCAUUCUGUCCUCGACGAGGCUGCCACAUCCAUCCCACUCUACCAGGUGAACUGUGAUAUUACCUCAAUUUCGAACAAAGACUCAUCGCUGGUAUUUGAAAGAGUGGAGCACACAGUGCCAGGGCUCAAACUCGAGGACGAGGAUGUCACUGUUGGCACGUCGCGAAAGACGCCUAUCUUCUAUCUCGCACACCCUUUAAAUGCGCAAUACCGGACCGACAUACCUGCAAUGUACUAUAUAACGGCUGCGCUACCCGAGAUGGCAGGUAAUAUUCGUCUCGACACUUCUGGAACACGGCUCCAAAAAGUCUCCUUCAAGGCGACGUUAAGCCCCGGCAAAACCGCCUCACACCAACCACUGUUCGACGAGGUCACGCAACAACUAUUGUUUGACGUUCGACCGCAAUGGAAACUCGGUCGGAGUUGCUAUAAGUGGAGCGACUGCGAUGGUAAACAACUGGCAGUGGAAGAGCACACGGGAGAUAUAUAUAAAUUGUCUAUCACAACACAUCUGCAACAAAGCUUGAGGGAUGCGUUGGUCGCUGUGUGGCUUUUGAGACUUUGGCACGACACAGCCGAAAGUAAGCAGGCCAGAAAAGAAUGUGAGUCAAGCCGAGCGCCAUUACCACCAGUCUGUUAUAGCAAACUGUGGCCCCCACCUUGA